AUGUUGGAGACGUCAACACCCACAUCGAGUUCAUCAUCCUGGUGGCGGAGAUGGUGGGCCAUAGUCAUUAAUUAUCACCACCAUCGCCGUUGGAUCCCCAUAUUUACCAAUUUUUUAUCAACCCAUAAAACCUUCCUGGUCGCCCUUUGGUUGGCGUUCUUCUUCACUGUUUUUUACUGGCAGUGGGAUAUCGCAACCGGUGGACUCUUACCCUUCAGGCGGACAUUUCCGUCCCGGCUGUUCCCUAAGCUCCGCCCUGUGGUGUUUAACUUGACAGACUUUGGGGCUGUGGGCGAUGGGGUCCAUGUCAACACGGCGGCGUUUGAGCAGGCGAUUAGGGCCAUCUCGAGGCUCAGGAAGAGGGGCGGUAGUCAGCUUAAUGUGCCGCCCGGCUAUUGGCUUACUGAUGAGAAGUAUUGGCAUCUGAUGCCUCCAUUGCCUUCGUAUGGGUAUGGAAGAGAGCAUCCUAGACCAAGAUAUGGAAGUUUAAUACAUGGUCAAAAUCUCAAAGAUGUUGUUAUUACAGGGUAUAACGGCACCAUUAAUGGCCAGCCUCAAACAUGGUGGAAGAAGUAUCGACAGAAGCUUCUUAACCACACCAGAGGGCCACUCGUGCAAAUUAUGUGGUCUAGGGACAUCCUGAUAUCUAACAUAACAUUACAAGAUUCUCCCUUUUGGACUCUACAUCCCUACGACUGCAAGAAUGUGGUGAUUAGAAAUCUUACAAUUUUGGCACCUAUCUUUGAAGCUCCAAAUACUGAUGGCAUAGAUCCAGAUUCUUGCGAAGAUAUGGCCUUCAGUGACCUUGUUAUUCGCUCAAUGGUCAGUGCGGGCAUAUCAAUAGGCAGUGAGAUGUCUGGUGGGGUGUCAAAUGUCAUUGUGGAGAAUGUCCUCGUUUGGAACUCAAGACGUGCUGUUCGGAUCAAGACAGCCCCUGGAAGAGGAGGACAUGUUCGGAAUAUAAUUUAUCGAAAUCUGACAUUUGAUAAUGUUCGCGUGGGGAUCGUCAUCAAAACAGAUUACAAUGAACAUCCAGAUGCAGGGUUUGACCCUAAGGCUGUUCCAAUUCUAGAGGACAUAAGUUACAGCUCAAUACAUGGCGAGGGAGUUCGUGUGCCAGUCCGUAUUCAAGGUAGUGAAGAAAUUCCAGUCAGAAAUGUCAGUUUUCGGGAUAUGUCGGUAGGGAUUACGUAUAAGAAGAAGCAUAUAUUCCAGUGUGCUUUUGUUGAAGGUCGUGUUACAGGGACAGUAUUCCCAGCUCCCUGUGAAAACCUGGAUCUGUACGAUGAGCAAGGGCACCUAGUCAAAAAAUCGAUCUCUCAUAAUAUAUCAGAUAUAGAUUAUGAUUUUUGA
Messenger RNA from Fraxinus pennsylvanica, 1353 nucleotides. Lineage: Eukaryota; Viridiplantae; Streptophyta; Magnoliopsida; Lamiales; Oleaceae. The record is from the annotation of a GenBank genome assembly.